Aureobasidium melanogenum CBS 110374 is the source of this 447-nucleotide messenger RNA. RefSeq lists its product as uncharacterized. Lineage: Eukaryota; Fungi; Ascomycota; Dothideomycetes; Dothideales; Saccotheciaceae. The transcript has a single exon. The record is from RefSeq and is a predicted model, not a curated record. The coding region runs from base 1 to 447 and encodes 148 amino acids.
AUGUCCUUUUUCUCAAGGUUCAGCACACCUGUAUUCAAGAACACCGGGUCGACCGCUCGCGAUCAUCUAGCAUCGGAACGAACCUAUCUAGCAUGGAUGCGUACUGGCCUUGGUUUCCUAGCGCUUGGAAUUGGAGUUGAGAGAUUCAAUCAACUCGACCUGGCCGAGAUUCUGCCAACUAAGCACAAACGGCGUUUUCAUGACCAUCAAACGCACAAUGACAAGUCAGACGCUCUCGUGGGUGCUUUGCUUGGAAGUGGAGCUGGUAGCAUCGCCUAUGGCACUACUAGGUACUUCUCCAACAUGCGAUUGCUGGAACAAGGGCUCUUCAAACCUGCUUUCCAUGGAGCUGCGUUUCUGGCAGUAGGUGUUGCUGGAAUUGCCGGUGCAGUUUAUUAUUCCACCGUCAGAGAGAGGAUGGCAAACAACCGACCCGGCCGUGAUUGA